Molecule: messenger RNA, 659 nt
Organism: Rhipicephalus sanguineus (brown dog tick)
Lineage: Eukaryota; Metazoa; Arthropoda; Arachnida; Ixodida; Ixodidae
Exons: 2
Coding region: 264-659 (131 amino acids)
Source: RefSeq, a predicted model, not a curated record
AGGAACUAACAAGGUAACAGAAAAUUGGUGAGAAAGAAACAAUCAGUCCAAACACGCGAUCGGAACCGGUCACCAAUGCACCACGCCACGCAAAAUCAAUGGGUCACAUGCAUCGUAAUGGACAUUAAUUAAGGCCAAAGCCAUUCUUGCCUUCGGCACGUCACCGAUUUCAUAAACGGGGCACGGCGCCAGCUGCUUUAAUAAGGUUGGCAGCGGGCCAGCGCGGCGGGCGAUGCCGUCGGGGCCCUGAGGAGCGUCGUUCGAUGGGCCGCCGCCGCCUGCUCUGCGCCUGGCUCCUGCUGGCGGGCCAGCUGGCGGCCUGGCCCCAGGCCGUCCAGCCCUCCUCGACCACCAGCGCCUCCGCGCCGCACCACCCGCGCUGGUCCGACGCCGUGCUCAGCCUGGUGCGCCGAGGCCGGAACGUGUCGGCCGCUCUGCAGCUCGUGCACGAGUCACAGCACUGGACCGCGUGCAGCCGCGUCUCACUCGCGCCGCUGGGCGUGCGGCCCAACGCGCGCGCCACCACCUCGCCGCUCCUGGAGCGCCAGGCGCAGGUGGCCGUGCGCACGGCCAACCUGCUGACCUCGCUCUCGCGCGGCUGCAGAACGACACCGAGCUGGUGUACGGCGAGGACCUCUACUACACGCUGGCGCGCAUGA